This is a messenger RNA of Cylicocyclus nassatus, 405 nucleotides long. Lineage: Eukaryota; Metazoa; Nematoda; Chromadorea; Rhabditida; Strongylidae. The record is from the annotation of a GenBank genome assembly.
AUGAAAAGGAACAAUGAGAAGUACGACGUUAUCAUCGCAUCAGAUACAGUGAUAUAUUUUGACGGAGAGAUUGUGGGGAAACCGGAGGAUGCAAAAGACGCCUUUCGAACAUUACAGAGACUUCGAGGGAAAGAACAUUUAGUAUACACGGGAGUAGCGCUAGGCUACUCGGAUGGAAGCGAGGAGGUCUUCACUGAGGAAACUCGCGUUGAAUUCGGAGACUACCCGGAUAGGAUAAUUAAGCAAUACGUUGAUAGCGGGGAACCUUUGACUCGGGCUGGUUCGUACGGAAUUCAAGAAUAUGGUGCAGUUUUUGUACGUGCUAUACACGGAUGUUUCAGCAAUGUUGUUGGCUUGCCUAUUUAUCGAGUUCAUAGCGCAUUAGUUGCCAAAGGCAUACUUUAG